GGUGGCUGCAGCCGAGCCGACAUCUUGUUGUACGGUGUGCGGAGGGGCUUGGUCAUGGUUAUCUGCUGCGCGGCGCCGAAUUGCACCAAUCGGCAAGGAAAGGGCAGCAGGGGCCGCGUGUCUUUCCACAGGUGAAGGGGGGGAACGGGUUUUUCUUGCCGCUUUUAACUUCACCCACAGAACUUGCCUAGCUAGUGGGCGUGGCUUGUUAGCAAAAGGGGCGUGGGUAUGUUCCCAGUCCAAUCACUGUCAGUUACGUCAUUUGUGGGCGUGGCCAAUGUAUUUCAAAACCUGUCAAGUAAUGCUCUUUGUAGUUAUUCCAGUGCCAGGAUGUUCAGGGUUUACAUGACAUUUAUUAAACUGGAGUAAAUGUUUAACUAUAAAAAGGGUUGUUGUUUUUUUUAUGAAAAGUGAUGCAAGCAUUGAAAAUGGGGAAUAAUCACCAAUUUAAUGUGCCUGCUGGUUCGACUGGUUUCCAUAGUGAUUGCCCUACUUUUUUUGUACUGUAGGCCACUUUCCUUAAAGUUACACUUUUUAUAAAUGACCCCUUUAGUUUAACUGAGCCAUUUUGUUUAUGGGUACUGUUGAAGUGUGUGUUUUGUCAGGCAGGUUCUUGCAGUAUGCAGCAUUCAUGUGCUCCCAGGCUGAAGUUGAUUACCACUAACAGUCCGGAUCCUGAACAAGGCGCCGUGGUUAGAUAAUCAGGCUGACAUUCUGGUUUACAGACAGGAAACAAAAUAUCCUAUCUAAACUCUCUCAGUCCUAAGGGACUCUAUAGGCACCUUUGUUUUAACCCUGCAUUGGAAAACUGCCGUUCUAGUGACCGCGCUUCCGCCAAAAUGGUGGAGUAAAACUCAACUGUUUCAAUCAUAUGCUUUCAGAGCAACCAUCUAAUUGGUCCACCCUCCCAGUGGUUUUCCUAUGGGAAAGCAUUGGAUUGGCUGAGAUCAUCUUUUUUGAUGAUAUCAGCGGAACAAAAGGAGGAGCAAAACACCAGAGAUCAGUGCUGAGAGAAUGAGGUAAAAUCACCUUUUUAACCCUGAAUGGUGACUAGGGCACUCUUGAGUUAGGAAUACACCUUUUUAUUCCUAAAGCUACUUCAUGUACUUUUGUCUCUCACCAUUUGUACCUCCUGUGUCUCUCCCUAAUACUCUCCUUCUGUAUCUCUACACAUUAACCACCCAUGUGCCUGUUUUCCUCUCCUUUAUGUAAAUACUAAAUUCUGCAUUAUAUUUAUCUUUGUGCUUCCAUCAAUGGUGUAACUAACAGUCAUAGGGGUCGCAGCUGUGACCAGGCCUAUCACUUCAGGGGGUCCAGCUGCCCAUCGACCCCUGCAAUCAUGAGCUGGCAUCACUUUAGGACCACACCGGUCUUCGGCGCAGGUCACUGUAUGUAGUGUGGCUGAGCGGACUGCGGUCUGACAGGCAGUACUCACUGUUGUCUGCUCGGCAAAGCUACCAUGAGGUGAGCAGGUACAGGAGGGAGAGAGACAUGGAGGGGGUAGGGGUGAGAGAAACACAUGGAGGAAUUGUGGAAGAGAGACAUGGAUGGGGUGGGAAAAUACAUGGAGGAAUUAGGGGAGAGACACAUGGGUGGGUGUAAGAGACACAUUGGGGGCUGGGGGUGUGGGAGAGACACAUGGAGGGGCUGGAGCGGUAGGAGAGACGUAUGGUGUGUUGGACGAGAGACACAUGGAGGGUCUGGGGGAGAGACACAUGGGGGGUGAAUAAAACACAUAGGGAGGGUGGAAGAGACACAUGGAGGUGUUGGGAGUUUAUGAGACACAUGGAGGGUCUGGUGUGGGAUGACACAUGGAAGGGCUCGGGGGGGUGAGACACAUCGAGGGGCUAAGGGGGAAGAAUGAGACAUGGAGGGGCUGGAUCGGUGGGAGAGAUGUAUGGUGUGUUGGGCAAGAGACACAUAUGGAGGUGUUGGGAGUUUAUGAGACACGUGGGAUGAGACACAUGGAUCGGCUAAGGGGGAAGAAUGAGACAUAUGGAGGGUGUGGGGUGGGAGAUACACAUGGACAGGUUGGGAUGAAACACAGGCGGGGGGGCAGGGACAUGGGGUGCCCCAGGGCAAUUUUCACACCAGGUCUUGUGGUUUCUAAUUAUGCCUCUGGCUUCCACCAAACAUCAUCCACUUCAGAAUUAUUUUCCUAUAUACAUUUUUUUUUAAAAUAAAAUUUACAGACGUCUUCACAUUCUACUAUGUGGCGGAGAAAAUAUCUAUUCUCCUGCUCCUGUUCUGCGGUUGGAUUUUGUGUGAUGUGGUAUUGUGAGCAUGGAAUACAUUCCUACUAAAAUAUUUAAGCUGUGGGCACUUAGAUGCAUUUGUAUUUAAUUAGCUCUACUUCUUCCUUGUGUUCAGGAUGUAAGAAUUAAUUUUGUGGGCUUCUUCUCACACUGCCUGUAUACUAGUAUGUGCAUCGGGCUGUUAUUAAGAUUGCCUGGUAAAAUCAAUAGAAUGUGUUAUUCUUUGUAUGUGAAGUUAUGCAUACGGACAGUGCUGUCCCUUGGGAGCUCUUCAGGGAUUCCUUGUGCUUCAUGUCCUUCAAGCAGAUUCAGUGUGACAUUUCUCCUGCACCUUCCUCUGUGUGUACACCUUGGUUUUUAUUUGUUUGGUUGUUUUUGGUGUUUUGUUAUCUUUUAAAUCUGUUUUUUAAGAUGACUGUAGUAAAUGUUUAAGAUUCAGAAUUACUUAUCAGGAAUCCAUUUGGAGCUCAUUACCACAUGGUUUUAAAGGAGGAUUAUGGGCAUCAUAAUGUAGUGGUUAUGGUUCCAUUAGGCCAUGGUUGCCAUCCCACUGUUCUCGACUAAAAAGUUUUUGAGUAAAUUGUUAAAUAAAAAAAUGUAUGUCCCAGGCCCUCACCCUCAGUAUUGCUUAUGCAAUAGUCUUACUUCCAUAAUGUAAUCCUAUUUUAACAGCGUUGUUUGGCGACGCAGGUCAUGUGAUGUUUUAGACUGAAAUAGUCAAGCCAUUAUGGUAGCAAAGUUAGAGAUUUUUUUUUCUAAAUCUACUACUGUUACCUAAAUUUUGCCAUUUGGAUUUCAAUUCACUACAAUUUACAUUAAGUGAACAAUAAAAACACACGGUGAAAAAAUAAAUGAAUAAACACUGGUGCUACAAUCACCUUAGUGGGCCACAAUAACCACUACAAUAAACAUAAGUGAAAAUAUAAGAAAUGGUGAGAGCACUCAAAUAAAAUUACAAUAAAAUUAUACCCAUUGGUUAAUACAUUUCGAACCUUGAUCCCUCAGAACUACUUCCGGGUUUCGCAGUUCGGAACUUCUGCCUCCGGAGGCAUGUUUUCCAAGUCAUAGCACAACAUGGUCAUAAUUUAAAAUACAUCAUUGACUUAUUUUUUUGCCAAACAGUAAUAUUCAUACCCUGAAACACUGGGAAAACAUUAUGCAGGCAAUAUGAUAAAAAAACAGGGUACACCUGGUAAAGAAUGCAGUAAUGGUUAUGGUGUGGGGUUCAUGCUGUUUCUUUUCUGUUCUUGGUACAAUGUUAAAAUUUUACCUGUGCUUGUAUAAAAAAAAUUAAUGUUUUUUGGGGUAUUUUUUUUUUUUUUUCUAUAUUGCAGUAAUUGUUCCUCUUGAUGUUUUUUAUAAUUUCUUCUUUCCCACAGAUUUCCUUUAAAAGACCCGGCUCGUCUUGCUACCUGGACAGUUGCCCUGCAGCGCAGCAAUUGGACCCCCGGCCCUUACUCUUUCCUUUGCAGCGAUCACUUCAGCUCCGACAGCUUUGUAUCGCGUAUGCCUGAUCAGAUCCCGCUUCUCAAACCCAAUGCCGUGCCAUCCGUCUUCCUUAACAGCAAGGCAAGCAAAAAGAAAUCGGUUACAAGAUCACACGGCAAAGGCGUACCAGUUGUAAAAAAGAAAUCUGUGCAAAAAACUCCUUUACCCACAAUACAGGAUCAGGCGGCUCUUAUGCUCCCUGGUGAGGACAUUGUGACUGAAGGUAUAUACCAAACUGACAUCUUUGAUAGUAAUGACCUGAAAGAUCAAAGUAGCCUUCUUAUGUCUGGUGUGUCAUCAAAUAGACCCUCGGCUGGUAAAUUUAUCUCUUCUUUGCACUCCUAUAGCAGGACAACUGUAUCCUCUGCCCCACAAAAAUCAGGAUCUAAUGCCAAACCUGAAGGCUAUAAAAUAGAUAUAGGAAGGACAGAACAUGCAUGCAAUGAACAUUCUUCAUCGGAAAACAGCAAAGAUUAUGCUGAGAUCGGGGGUGUCUUCUCAUCUGAUGUGCCAGAGUCUGUGGACCAUGUAAAGGUGGAACAUGACCAUUCCUUGAGGUUGAAGUCAAUGGUUCCACUUUCCCUUCAACAAAAUGAAUCUCAUUGUGAAACGUCAGACAUGUUAUCACUGGUAGAUGCAGAUCAACCCUGUUAUUUUAAAGGUUUAAAAGACUGCUUCAUUACACAAGAACAGGAUCUAUUAAUGCCACAUGCAAUUAAUUCCCUUCAUUCAUACUGCUCCCCAUCCAAAUCUUUGUCCGGCAAACAACAGGAGAUUAAGGAGAAGACCUGGGCAGAUGGCGGGAAGUACAGUGACAUGCCUGCCCUACUCAUGCAAGGUAUGUAUUAUACAAACACCAGUAAUUGUGCAGUCUGUAUAUGCAUGUAGCACGCAGAUGCUUUUUUCCUAAAGUUGGAAUAUUAGGGGAGAACCAUUUUGCAAGUUCCCCUUGAAAUAAUUGUUCCUAUACAACCUUUUUUUUCUUUUCAUUAGUCCUGCUUUAUUAAAGGACUACUCUAACGUUUUGGUUUUUUUUAAACCGUUUAUUAGAUAUACCCGCAAUGAAAACACGCAUGUAUUUAUUGCUGCAUUUGUUCAUUGUGGUAUAUGUAAAACAGCUUGCAGAGGCUGUAGUUCUGCUUUCUGCAGUCUUUGCAAGCCAUCCUUCUUUUUUACCCAGCACAGAUUUUCACUCUGUGCUGAAGAAUACUCCAAUUAUAGGUCUUUCAUUUAGAAGCCUCUGAUUUUUAGUCGUGGGCAUGGAUGAGCACGUGUGUUUGUGGCUUUCAGCUCAAAGUCUCCAGGCUAAAAGACAGGGAGUCAGCGAACAGGGCUGUUGUGGGCACUAUAGGUGUACACAAACAUGCGCCAACAGGCACACUUGUAUUUGAGGCAGAAGGCGGGGGGGGGGGGUUCCCCUGCCUCUCCGUGGCACUUUCUGAAAUGCGUUUUAAAAGUGCUGAUUUCAAAUAGAGAUACACACUAACAUAUAAAUAUAUUGUUUGUAGACAAUGUAUAAAGUCAGAUUAUAUUGAAAAUUAAAAUAAAUAAAAGACUUACCUGCACUGUGUAUAUCUAAAUAUUUACAUGAAUGCUGUAACGCUGUGGCAGAACAACUCCCUGUGUGGCUGUAACAGGGCCCUCAAGCGGCUGCUCCUUCCAUCACCCCACUGCUACUGGCUCCAUCCACUCCGUUUAAUAUCUUCUUUUCCCAUCAGUAGCCUUGUGCCAGACCCAGGAUGCAGCAGUCCACUGAGAAGUUUUCCAGCUUCCUGGUUGUAAGAUUACCUUUGUGUGGCUGCAGCAUCUCCCAUGGCUUUCAUCAUUCUUGUGCCUAUGCUGACGCUAAUCCCUUACUUCCUUCUGGAGUCACUUUUGAAUGAAUUCUAGUGUUGCUUUCAUGUAUAAUAAUAGUGACACAAAGCCUCUAUAGGUAUACUCCAGUCCGCCUCAUGAUCAUUGCCCUGAUUUGCUUCUGGUCCUAAUAGUGUGUUUAUACUGUGGUAUAAACUAUUCCCUGGUAUCCUUGUCUCUCGCUUACCUGAUCUCCGGUACCUGCUGACUCCAGUUUUUCUAUAACCUCUCUGUUACUCUAAGGACCGGUAGUACAUUUCUAUGUGUCUGCCCCUGGUGGUUUCAUAUUCUCUGUGUUGGGGUAAAUACCUUGACACUGCCAGGCCAGUGCGGCUCCUAUUUAACCCCUUCAGCAAAAUUGAUUAGGAAAAUCCAAUGAUGUUUAUAACACAGGUUUAAGUGUCUUUUAUAUAUUUUUAGGAAUUGCAUUCGGUUUCAUCCAACAGAGGGGAAACCUGCUGACAGUCAGCAAUCCCUUUAAGCACAUCCCCAUUAGUUAUCUCUGAAUAUAUGCAGAUCCCUAAUAGUUAUCUCUGAAUAAAAAACAUUCCUUUAGAAAUACAGACCUUUUUUAAUGUUUGAACUGGUUACCUACAAACCUUCUUUAUAUUUUUAUUUAACUUCCAGUCCUGCUUUAGUAGAAGGUAAGUAAAAUCUAAAGAAUGCAAUCAAGGUAAAGUACCACAUUUUUUAUAAAUAGAAGAGGAGAGUGGAAGAAAAAAAAAAACACAGAGCGAAUUAACUUGACUCUUAGCAUUUACAAUGCUUUGGAUCUAUUCCAAAAGCAGUGAAACCAGUUUCUCUAUGCAGUGACUGAGUAACUUAAAAAGGCACUAUGGUCACCCAGACCACCUCAUUGAAGUUGUUUGGGUGCAGUGUCCCAGUGCCACUUAGUCUUGCAAUGUAAAUCGUUGCAGUUUUAGAGAAACUGCAAUGAUUACAUUGCAGGACUAAGACUGGCUCUUGCGGCUGUCAAUCAGUGCCAAUAAGGGCACUUCCUGGUGGCUAACUGACUUUUGGUCACGUAACUGGACGUCCUCACUCUCUUGUAGCAAUGAUUUCUUAUGGGUAGGCCCUAACGUGAUUGCCACGCGUGUGCAUUAGCCCUCACUCCCCCCCCAUGAGAUGACUUCGGAGGAGGUGGAGUGCUGACCAAGCGCCGAGGCUCUGGAAUCGCUUAAAGGACCACUAUAGACACCCAGACCACUUCAGCUUAAUGAAGUGGUCUGGGUGCCAGGUCCAGCUAGGGUUAACCCUUUUUUCUAUAAACAUAGCAGUUUCAGAGAAACUGCUAUGUUUAUGUUAGGGUUAAUCCAGCCUCUAGUGGCUGUCUCAUCAGUGUAUAUAUAAUGAUAUAUAUUAAUUUAAGAAUACACUUAGAAUUAAAUUUUAAGAAAACACCAUAAAACCUGUACAUGGGGUGUGCUGUUGAGCUCGUGAGACUUCGCUGAACGCCAAGAUGAGUGUUUCAAAACAGUAAAACGUAUCAUGACAAAGAUUUCAUCAGUGCAAGUGCCGUUUGUGGAUGAAAAAUGCAAUAACAAAUAUUAACACUAACUUUGGCCAUGGUUUGUGACUAAGUGGCUACUAAAAAAGACUGGACAUACCCUAUUUUGAAUACCCUGGGUUGUAUACUUUUGCAAAUAAUAUUUUUUUUUUUCACUUUUUCUUUAUUUCCGAAAGUAAACGUGUAUGGGAUACAGAAAAAAGAAAUAGGUGGCAUUCAAUGCAUACACAAUAGGGUCAUCUAACAGUUCGUGCUAUUACACAUAUCAUUUUGUUCCUUGGUGUGAUGUCUGCAUUGUUCCUGGGGCGGUUUUAAUAAUAUGUGUAUUCCUGUAUUAUUUAAUCGGAUACGGGGCACUCUUGUUAUAGGUCGUUGGAAGGGUCGGUAUGCAACUAAGUUCGGCAACGGGCCGUGGGUGAGAGCAUGAAACAGGGGAAGGGGUAGGGGCUAGGGGUGUCCUGCCUCUUACAUCAACUUAAUAUAGUAGUGAGUGUGCCUUGAGCGGUGUCUACCAAGGUGACUCAAAUUGGGGCUGUAGGUCGCCAACAUGCCUGGGUCUUCGGUGCGUUACUCUAAGGGCAUCUAAGUUCCCUGCACUUCCAAGGGUUUCUCCCAGUAUUCCGUCCAGGGGCUCCAUCUUUGGAGAUGUAUGUGUCUUUUCCCCAACAUUGACCAGUGUAUAUCUUCCAUGCCUCUUGUGUGAUCUACCCUCUGUAUCCACUGUUCUUUGGUAGGUGCGGUGGUGGUCCGCCAAUUUAGGGGGAUAAGAGCAUUGGCUUCCCCUAGUAGGAGUUGUAGUAAUUGUUGUUUAUGGGACUCUGGGAAUGUGCGGGGCCAACCUAGUAGGAUCUGUGAUGGGGAUAGGUGUGAUGGUGGUUUUAGUAUUUCUGUGAUGGUUGAGAGUAUGAGAGACCAGAAUCCCUGGAUAUCUCUGCAGCUCCACCAUAUGUGUUCCAUGUCGCCGCGGCCAUUGGAGCAUCUCCAGCACGAGCCGCUGAUGGACGGCCAGAUUGAGUGCAACUUAUCUGGGGUUCUGUACCAUCGGGUGACCCUUUUAUAAAAUGCUUCCUUGUGUGCUACGCUAAGCGGGGUUUUGAUGCCUGUUUCUAAGAUGUUCGACCAGUCUUUGUCAGAAAUGUGUAUACGGAGGUCUUUCAUCCAUUUCUGUUGGAAUGAUAAGGUUGUGGGUUCCCUUCCGGUGUCUUGCAAAAUGUGGUAUAUUUUGGAUAAGGGGCGUUUUGGGUCCCCCUCUGGGCCGCAAAGGGUCUCAAAGUGUGUGUCUGCUCUCUGCCUCCAGUGGGGUAGGACCGAUCUUCUCAGGAAGGCCUUAAGUUGUGCUCUUCCUAUUACCUCAAGGAGUGUGUCUUGCCUAAGUGGGUUGUUUAUAGCCUGUAUAAUGGGUGGGUUGCCCCCAAUCAGUUCUGUUAUCUUUGGGGUGGGGGAGUCUAAGAGGCGGGUAAGGAGUGGGCCCCCGUGGAAAUCAGGAUUGGCCGCUAUAGGGAAAAACCGCGAUAUGCCGGGUGAUAGUCCCCAUAUGUCUUUAUACUUUCUCCAUAUAGUCAGGAUGUUAUGUAUUAAUGGAUGUUUCGUAGGGGUGUGCGCUGUGGGGUGGCAGGUUUGCCAGGGCAGGGAGUGUAAUGGGACAGAGACAUUUGGUUAGUCCCCAUAUGUCUUUAUACUUUCUCCAUAUAGUCAGGAUGUUAUGUAUUAAUGGAUGUUUCGUAGGGGUGUGCGCUGUGGGGUGGCAGGUUUGCCAGGGCAGGGAGUGUAAUGGGACAGAGACAAAGCUUUGUUCCAGGGAGUACCACGAUUUGGUCCUGGCGGUGUCGGUCCACUCUUUUAAUCGGGUAAGCAGCACCGCUAUAUAAUAUUUGUAGAGGUUGGGUAAGCCCAGUCCGCCUCUGCCUGCAGAGGAGGUCAAUGUAGUGUAGGCAAUUCUCGCUGGUUUAUUGCCCCAUAUGUAUUUGGUAAAGCAUGUGCGUGUUUGCGCGAAGAAUGUACUCGGGAGUGGGAUAGGCAGUGCCUGGAAGAGGUAUAGUAGUUUCGGGAGGACCAUCAUCUUGAUGAUGCUGAUCCGCCCUAUCAAAGAGAAGUGGGGUAGAUCCCAUUUUAGGAGGUCCCGUUUGAUGCCGUCUAGGAGGGGGGGAUAAUUAAGUCUGUAUUGGCUGCUUGUGGAACAAGCUAGUUUUAUACCCAAGUAGGUCAGUCCUGUCCUAGCCCAGGGGAACGGGUGUAGCCUUUGGAGUCGUGUUUGUAGGGUUGGGGGGACUGAGAUCCCCAGAAUCUCACACUUAUCUGUGUUAAUCUUAAAAUUCGAGAGGGCGCUAAAGGUUUGUAUCUCUGAGUUGAUUCGUGGUAGUGUGAUGGUGGGGUCUGUGAUUGAGAAAAGGAUGUCGUCCGCGAAGGCUGACACCUUCACUUCCCCUCCUCGGUGGUGGUAGCCCUUUAUUUCACCGUGUUUCCUGAUUGCAUUCAGGAAAGGUUCCAUAGCCAAAACAAAUAAGAGGGGCGACAGAGGGCAGCCCUGUCGUGUGCCGUUGCUUAUUGGAAACGGGGUGGAGAAUUGUCCAUUUAUCCUGACGGUUGCCGAGGAUCCCCUAUAUAGGGCUUGAAUCCAAUUGCGUAGUCUAGGGCCCACUCCCAAGGCCUCCAAGACCCUGAACAGGUAUGUCCAGUCUACCCUGUCAAAGGCCUUUUCGGCGUCUAUUGCCAUCAGCAGGGUCGGUGUCCUGGUCACCUGCGCUCCAUGAAUGACAUUUAGGAUUUUCGUGGUGUUGUCCCUAGCCUCGCGACCUGGCACGAAGCCCGCCUGGUCAGGGUGGACCAGGCUGGGUAGAAGAGGCUUGAGUCUAUUGGCGAUCAUUUUCGCCAUUAGUUUUAGGUCUAGGUUUAUGAGCGAUAUGGGUCGAUAGCUACCGCAUCUUGUGGGAUCCUUGCCUGGCUUGGGGAUGAUGGUAAUGGAUGCCCGUAGCAUCGGGGGUGGCAGUGUGGAGUCGAGUGCGAGGCCAUUCAGCGUGUGUAGGAAGUGGGGUGCUAGCUCUUGUUUUAGGGUUCGGUAGUAUCUGGCUGUCAGUCCGUCUGGACCAGGGCUUUUACCGUUCGGGAGUGUUUUGAUUGUGGAGAGGAGUUCUGCGUGUGUAAAAGGUUCGUCCAGUGUAUGGAUCUGGUCUACUGGGAUCCUGCAAGAUAUGUUGUCAGAAAUGUAGUUCCACAGGGUAUGUGGUUGUGUCGUCGGUGGGGUCAAGUUAUAAAGAUCAGCGUAAAAAGUGGUGAACGCCUUAGCUAUGUCUUCCGUGGUGUCGUGCUGUCUGCCUGAGUCGCCCACUAUUUUAUUUAUGAAAGACUUUUGCUGUUUGGCUUUCAAGGCCCUAGCCAAAAGUUUCCCACUCCUAUUUCCUUGUGCGUAGAACGUCCCCCUUGUCAGUUGGAUAGAUCUGUAUGCCCUAGUAGUCAGGAGGGUUCGGAAUUCAAGUCGUAGGGCUGUUAAUUUUUGGAGGUUGUCGUUCGUGGGGUCUUGUUUAUGGCGGGUCUCCGCUGUUGUUAUAUCUGCCGUGAGCGCCUCUAGUUUGUGUGACCUUUCUUUUUUAAGUCGUGCGCCCCACUUAAUAAGUAUACCCCUGAUGACUCCCUUGUGGGCCUCCCACACCCAAGGAUCUGACACCUCAGUGCCACUAUUCUCCUUAAAGUAGGUCGCUACAGUCUGCCGUAGAUCCUCCAAUACUCUGUGGUCGUCUAGUAGGGUUUCGUUCAGGCGCCCCUGUGUAGUAGGCCUGGACCUAUCCUGUAGUGUGAGAGUUAAGAGGAUCGGGGCAUGAUCCAACCACGUAAUGUUGCCUAUGGAUGCGUCCUGGACCAUGGGGAGGUGUCUAUGGCUGACCAUGAACAUAUCUAUUCUGGAGUAGCUUUUAGCUGUCUGAGAGUAGUACGAAUAGUCUCUGCCUUGAGGGUGCAUGAUCCUCCAGCAGUCAGAUAAUUGGUGUGCGUGUAGCACGUUAGUGAACAUCCUCCUUUGAUGUCGUCUGGUGUCUGUAGUGGUGGAAGAGCUGUCGAUUGAAUGGUCAAGGACCAUAUUCCAGUCUCCGCCCACCACUACCACUCCCUCGGCAAAUGUCUCUAACUUUGUCAAACAUGAUCGUAUGUAGGAGGUCUGGUCUGCAUUAGGGAUAUUGGUAACUCUGGCUAGCAUCUAAGUGCCAUUGUACAUUCCUUUUACAAAGACAAAUCUGCCUCUGGGAUCAGUUCUAACUCCCAUUUCUGUGAAGGCGGCUGUGGAGGCUAUGAGUAUUGCAGCGCCUCUGGAUUUCUUUUGGGUGUUGUUACUGUAGUAUGCUAAGUUACUACAUUUAUAGUGGAUUCUUGGUUUGAACUCUCCCCUGAAAUGCGUCUCCUGCACGAAAAUUAUUUCGGCACCUCGUCUAUCGAUCUCCUGUGCUAGCAUUGUGCGUUUCAUGGGUGAAUUGAGACCCCUAACAUUUAGGGACAUCAGUUUGGUUUGAGUCAUGGUGGUAGGAACGAUGGUGAGAGUGUCUCAAAUAGGACAUGGGGAGCACCUGUCGGUAGUACCUUUAGUACGAUAGUAAUGGCAGGGGUGUUUGGUGGGAGGUGGACGGGGGAUAACUGUAAACUAUGUACAUUAAAACAGUAGAUGAGAGCCAUCUCUGGCGUUGAGAUUAGCGCUACACUUGUGGAUAACUCGCUGUGUCCACAAGUGGGGUUGUGGCGCCUCUCUGGGGGGUGGUGGCCGGAGCACCCGACCGGGUGUAUCAUAGGGGGGUGGGGGGGUCUCACAGGGCUUUGUAGAAGUGAUACAGCCUACCUCCUCUACCCUAGCCAGGGAGGUCAGAGGUGUGCGUCGGCUAGGGAGUAGAGUGUGUCCUGUGAGCCCGGCCGUUUGAGGCCCUGAUGGGAAAGUUAACCUUAUAUUUUCCUCGUGAAUUCUAGGGCCCGGUAACGGCAAUGUAACAUGUUAUUCAUAAAGGCAUAACCAAGUGUAACACAAUAUAACAUUUCAACAUUUGCAUCACAGUGGGAAAGUAAUGUCAGUCCAUUUACUGGGUGUACCGCAGUGGGUACUCGCAUGGGAGGAUUAAGAGAGAAAAUGGUAGAUAGGAAAAAGAGAGAGAGUCUGAUCAUACGACCGUGUACUGCUCAUGUCGGUGCUGCGUCUGCUCUGGGAUGGUUCUGUCUACGACGUUUUCGAGGGGACUUUUGCCACUUAGGAUUGUGCGGAGUCCGUCCCACUGAUGUGCCUCUCAGGCCCGUCCAAUCCUCCACCUCGGACGACGGUAGUUUCAAGGCUCUUUGGAAUUCAGGUAUGUCGUCUGGUGAGGUUAUAGUGUGCGUUUUGUUUUGGAGCGUAACUGUGAGAGCGAACGGGAAGCUCCAUCUGAAUUUGAUAUUUCUCUCGGACAGGGCCUGUGUGAUAGGUCGUAGUGCACGCCUAGCUUGCAGCGUGGAUGGCGCUAGGUCCUGGAAGACGAUCACCGGGUGUCCGUCGAUCUUGAUAUCCUUGUUCUGUCGGGCUUUGUGGAAGAUUUCUUCCUUUAGGGGGAAGUUAUGUAUGCGGCAAAUAAUGUCCCGUGGUUUAUCUGGAGGCAGGUUCCUAGGUCUGGUCGCUCUGUGGGCUCUAUCAAAUAAAAUGGCAGUGUCCAGUGGUCUGGUUAAAAUGCGGUUGAAAAGGGCUGUCAGAAGCUGCACAGGGUUUUCUGGGACCCCUUCUGCACUCUCAGGGACACCUCUCACCCUCAGGUUAUUCCUGCGUCCUCUGUUAUCUACAUCUUCAAGCUGUCUCUGCAGGUACCUGAUUGCCUCUGCGUGUGUCUCCUGGGUAGCAUAGGACUCAGCCCAUUGUUUUUCAGUAGUUUCUGCCUCUUCUUCCAGAGCCUGGACUCUGUCCCCUAGCAGCUGCACGUCUGCAUUAACAGCCUGUAGCUUCUCACUGAAGCUGUCCUCCAGUUUCUGAAAUAAGGCUGCCAGGUCGGUCUUGGAGGGUAGUUGGGUCAGCAAGGACCGUAUAUCUUGUUCCUCUGUGGGCUCAUCUGAUGCUGUUGGGCUCGGGGGCUGGCUGCCUCGCGUUUGUGCCGCGGGCGCCAUUUUGUCCCGUCUGUGUGCUUCCGUGUGAUCGCCGAAAAAGCGCCGCAGGGAGGUUUUGGCUGCCGGUGUUUCGGAGGCAGGAGCUUGCCCCGCGGUGCUGCGGUGUUUUUUGGAUGCCAUUGUUGUCAGUAAGUGCCGUUUGCCCCCCUGAUUACCCGGUCUGGGUCCGGAGCUUCGCGCUCAUGCGGCCAUGUCCGUCGGCUGUCAGGCCACGCCCCCUGCAAAUAAUAUUCAUGCGAAGGGUAAUUCUUAUUCCUGGGCUGUGAUACGGUCUCAAAGACAACAUAACCAAUCUUGCAAAUUUCAAUGUGUAAAAACAGAAAUGGGCAAGGCUUGACCCUGUAACUUUCCAAAACACCAUAAAACCUAUACAUGAUUGAACUCGUGAGACAUUACUCCUAUACUGUUGAACUCGUGAGACAUUACUCUACUCAAUAUAUGUGUUUUAGAGCAGAAAAUACUGACAAUAUCAUCAGUGAUAUGGCAGUUUAUUUGUAAAAAAAAUGCAACAACAAAAAACAAAUAUGAAUGCUAAAUUUGGCCAGUCUUUUUGACUAAGUGGAUACUAAAAAAGACUGGACAUUCCCCAUUUUGAAUACCUUGGGUUAUCUACUUUUGCAAAUGGUAUGCUAUGAUGAGGGUAAUUUUUAUUCCUGGGCUGCCAUUAGACCUACAGCAAUAUAGGCCCAGCAAACCAAUCUAUAUUUGACCUUGUAACUUUUCGAUACCCCAUAAAACCUGCAAAUCGUGGGUACUGUUAUAUUGGUGACGCAUCGCUGAACACAAAUGUGUGUAUUUUAUUGCAGUAAAAGCUAAGAAGGAAUUUCUUUCCUAGUUUGUUGUAAAAUUGGAAGUGCUUCACACUGGGUUUUUUUUUUAACCUUCUUUUGGAUCAACAGCAAAAAACAAAUGUGAGGAAGGCUGAACUUGAUGGACGCAAGUCUCUUUUCAGCUAUGUAACUAACAGUAUUAUGACAUUCCUGGUUAAUGUUCCACGCAGAACUAAGAAAAUAUUAAAAUUUCUUAAUUUUUCACAAUUUUAUACAUAUUACAUUUUAUCUUGUAUAUAAAUAUUUGAUGUGAAAUGAAAGUCCUAUAUCUCCUCAGUAAAAAUUUAUAUAAGAAAUGUGGGUGCACUUAAUAUGAAAGAGGUAAAUUUAUGAUUGAGCAGACAUAUAGCUCAAAUUCCAGGUUUUGUUUUGAUUAGAACUUGUACAAUUGGCUUUGUCCUUAAGUGGUUAAAGGGACACUCCACUGCCCAAAUACGGAAUAAAUAAAAAUCACUGUUUAGUAGGUAAACCCCAAAUGAAAACUUACAUGGUUAUAAUUAUGCAUUUUUAACUGGAGUUCUAGCUAUAAACAGCUUGCUACAACUGCAGUUCUCUUGUCUGCUGUCUUUGCAAGCCCUCCCCUUCUAACCCCGCCCAGACUUUAUGUAACUGUCCAAUCACAGACUUCCCAAUGCAGAUCAAUAAGGUGCUCAUGACAAUUGCUGCCCCUAGAAUUGAAGAUUAUGCUAGCGCAGUGUACUAAUAAUCUUAAUUUUAAUAAUGACAGAAUGCAAAUAUUUAGCAUUAACUUUCUUUACUAACUCCAUAGCAGCAAAGAAAAAAAUAGUUGAAAUAAAGAACCAAUCAGAGCGAGUCAGAGUAUAUAUAAGUCCAAGCAUGACCAAUCAUUUCCUCUUGACUAAUGCGACAUCACAAGUCAAUAAUGUAACAAAUAACAUGUCCGAUCCAGCUUGAUCCAACUUGAAACUGAUAAUGGAAUUGAGUCAUCCUAGUAAUCCAUAAGAUUUGUUAAACUAAAAGAAAAGAGAGACUAGUAUCAGUGAUACGGAAUCGACCGUAUGAAAACAUAAGUCUAUGAGUAUAUAUGUAAAUCCUUAUAAUGACUAAUCUGACUAACCAUAAAUGUUAUCAUAUAGAGUCAAUCCACAAUGAUAUAAACAUCAGCAAUCCAAACCAUAGUUCAUAUCAGUAUAAAUGUUUAAUCUUUAGAAUUAGACUAGUACCCAUUAAUUCUAAUUUACCUCAGAUUAGGGUCGGAAUGUCAAGUCGAAAAGGGGGGUAAAAUAUGUGCUAGCAUAAUCUUCAAUUUUACAACAUGACAGGAGGCUUCAUAUUUUGCAAUUUUAAUGCUUAGGUAGACGAGCGAACGCGGUGUUGAACAACAGACGGAAAUAGAAUGUCUGGAACGUCGGUUCGCGGGACCAGUCCGCCGCUAUUAAUAUGUCUGCUAGGGACGCACCCGCCAGAAAAAAAACAAUGAUGUUGUUGCCCCUCGCACAGAAUGUGCGUCAAAAGACGGGCCUAAACCGGUUAGGGAGAGGAUCCAUUGAUCAAUUUGGCCAGUGUUGUGACCGAAACCGAACCGUGAAGGUUAACAUAUGACACCCAUAGCUGUCAGUCUGUCUGUGGAUAACGUCUCUGCUGCCGCCACAAAUGCACGCCAGGCCUUGACCACACACAGUUGGGGGUCCCAGGUGAAGAACGUAUAGGAGAUCGAUGACGACUUACCUUCUUUGAAGGUUGACGAGAGGAAGUUCAUGAUCUUGGAAACAGGUGCAGUAAAGGGAUCCAGGUUCCAUCCCAUGCCCCAACUGGUCCAAGAUCGCCCUGCAGAUAAGUAGCUGUUCUGCACGAAUCAUGAUUAUGCAUGGGAGGCAGUAGACGAAGAUUUCCUUCUUCAAAUUCGCCAAUAUUUGUGAACGAGUCCCUCCCAAGUUGUUGAUGUACUGUACUGCAGAUAUGUUGUCCAACAAUUGGAUUGUCUUUUCGUUAGGUUGCGUAUAGCAAAAUGACCCCGCUAGUAGUUCGAGGCAGUUGAUAUGCAUCGAGAGUUUCCUGGGUUGUCCAUGUUCCUGCCGUGGAUGCCUCUCCACCAGUGGCGCCCCAUCCCAGUCGGCUCACGUCCGAUUCUGGUACGAAGUUCGGGUGGUUGCCGGAGAUGGCCCAACCGUUCCAUGCUUGCAUGCAGUUGUGCCAUCAUCCAAGUUCUUGGCACACAUCGUCCGUCAGCUGAACUGGUUGGUUAUACGUGGCGCUCCAUCGAAGGAAGUGGGCUCUCAACCGUUGCAUGGCACGAAAAAGCAGGGGCCUGGAAAUAUGGCUUGUCUUGGUGAGGAGGGUAGGCCAACGAUCUGCGCCGGUUUUCGGAGUGGAAUGGAGUCUAGCUUGAGUACUCUGCGGAUCUCUUUCCUGAUGGCCGUCGCUUUGGUCGACAGGAGUAUGCGAGACAUGGAGUUUAUCUCCAAGCUCAGGAAUUUAAUUUCUUGCAUGGGGUCAUUCCUGGUCUGGCUCUGUUGACGAUGAAACCUGGGGACUCCAACAAUUGUACCGUAUAGUCGGUAUGUUGUACGGCCAGUUCUCUCGUUCUGCAGACUAAGAGUAUGUCGUCCGGAUAAGUGAUACAUCUGAUCCCCUGCGUUUUGAUGUGUGUUACCCCUGAUCUCAACAUUUUGGUGAAGUACACUGGUGCGGAGUUUAGUCAAAGAGGGAGGCAAGUGAAUUGUCAUGGAAAGCCGUGCCGCAGUAACCGAAGGAAGGGGCGACUGACUUCGUGAAUUGGGAUCGACCGGUAUGUGUCCUUGAAAUCUAGACGUGUAAACCAGUCCCCUUCUUGAAGGAGGUCCCUUAGUAAGUGUAUGUCUACCAAAUUGAAGUGGCGGUAGGUCACCUGGGCGUUCCAAUCUUUUAAAUUUAUCACCAAUCUCUUGCAGGCGAGGAACAUGAUGCUGAAGAAGCCCCCUUGUUUGCAAAUGGGUUGUAUAGUGCCCUUCAUGCGUAGUUUGCGGAGCUCCACUUCUAUGAGGUGAGCGUCCGAAGUUGAGAGGUAAAAGGGACGAGGAGGGUACCUCUGCACGGGGAACAUUCGUAAUUCGAUGUGGUGCACAUUGACCUUCUGUAACACCCAUAGGAUCUGUAGUUUUGCCCAAUUCUGGGAACAAAGAGAAACACGGCCGGCAGUCGUGUUUAGUUGAGACAUUGAUAAGUGUUGGUCUCUUACCUGUGGGGACUCUUGCACGGGUAUAUGCGCGACCACCCCGUUGUCUGUCUGUGCCCCUUUGGUAGUAGGGGUAGUGUUGUCUAGAGCCGGUGUGCUGGUAAGUUUGUUGCGGGUAAACUGCUGUGGGUGUAUCUAUAGUUGAGGAAAAAGAGAGAGGAGCACUACCAAAAAAGUAUAUAGUUUAAAAUUUAACUUUUAAUAGUGAACGGAAUACAAAGUGAUCAUUUCACAUAUAGAGUCAUAUUUGGUCUAGAUAUAUAUAUAUCAAGACCCAAAAAGAUCAUAUGAGAAAGUAUAAGAUUAAAAACCCAAAAAGGACAGUGUCUAAAUGUCAGAAAUAUAAAUGACAGUUAGGGAUAAAUAGAUAGAAACUGUCUGCUAUGAUGGUACUAUUGCAAUGUAUCUAGUGUAUUUUAUAGUUAGUCAGACUUUGCAACCAAACAGAAAGCGUCUGCUGCUGUAGUUCAAUGUGUCCAAAGUAUAAUUGAUUAAACUUUGUGAAUAUAGAGAGACGGCGUCUGCUAUAAUGAUACUGUUGCAAUGUUUGUUACAGAAAACAGACUUUGCAAGUGGCAAGAGGAGCAUCUGCUACAAAAAUUCGUAAAGAAUACUUUCAAUGUGUCCAAAGUAUUCUUAGUCAAGCUUUGCAAAUAAAGAAAAAAACGUCUGCUACUGUAAAUUAUAAUGUUAUAAACGAAAAUAAAAUGAAAAUAAAAUGCUCUGGUGGUAUGACAGCUUAGACAGAGCUGUCUAAUUUAGCUACACAGCUGCAGUUAGGAUUGUAUAUAUAUAAUAUGAUGAUGUGCAAAAUACUACCUUCUAAAAAUAAUCCGUUCUAUAUAGACCACAAAGGUAGAUGUAGUAGGAAGAUAGAAAUAAAUCUGUGCCUUCGAGGGCACCUGUAGGAUAGAGAAACUAACUGCAAGCAAUUGAAAGAGAAAGAAAGAACGAAAAUUAUUGUAAUAAAUAACUGUGUUUACAAGGGCACUUCUCUACAAAAUAUAAUAGAUAAUAAAGCUAGCUAGCAAUUGAGCUCCAGAAUCGUAAAAUCGUAUUCUGUAAUGUCUUAUAAGCUGUCAAUCUGCUACGAGCCACAAAUAGUGCAAGCGGCUACACCCCUUGCCACAUUCUGUUUCCAUUUCUUCUUGUUUCUUUAAUCCCCUCUUGAGGGAUUUAGCCUAGUAGAGAGUGCCAGCAGUAUACUCAAGAUGCACCAGACGGAGGCGAGAUGGGGAGUGCAGCGGGAGGGGGCUGAAACUAGCGGUCGGGAGGGUAGACAGGCAACAGACAGCAGCAGCCCGAUAGCCAUGCACUUGAGGGUUUGAAACUACACUGGUGGUGCGAAGGAUGGAUGAGAGGGCACACAUAACAGUGGACAUAAAACUAGGCUUAUAUAUAGGGUAAAAACCGUGACGGACGGCGACAUAUCGUUUCGGAGCAACCCCACCUCUGGGUACUACCAUGGGGGAAAAGGUGCUUAGCUUACACCAUUGUAUGGGGCUUCUGCGCAAGCCAAUAUGCAUUCUCUAUGUCGCUUUUCUUGUCAUGCAAAAAUAAAGAAUUAAAAAAAAAAAAGUGGCAAUUUCUAUUGAAAUCUGCACUAUUUCUAAAAUGAAAAAAAAGAGGACACACUUUUAAAAUAUAAAGCUUUUUUUCCGCAGGCUAAAGUGCUUGUGGGGUUUGGAGUGCCCCUUUAAGGGGUUUACCAGAACCAAGGUUUUAUAAUAACAUGCAAUAAAGGGGAGUCUAGGGGCAGUAUCAUUAAUUAUCAAUCAAAUAUUGACAACCAUUAACUAACAUCAUGAGCAACUUGUGCAAACAGCAUGGUGAAGCAUAUAACAAAUCAUAGCUCUAGCAUUUAUCUAGGGGUUGUAAUAGGUGUGAUUUUCUUAGUAUAGGAGGGUGUAGAGGUAGGGUCUUUUUAGAAAAGGGAGGAGCAAAGAGGGUCAUGUGCCAAACUACGCAUGUGAUGUCCUUGCAAUGUUUAGGGCUGUUAGUCUUAUGAUUCAGUUGAACUGAAAUUUACCCUUUCAGUAUCCCAUUAAGGCAGACAAAGUUAUGACGUUGCCUGGCUUACAGUGUUGUGAGUUACAGUCCAUAGCAUGUACUCUUAAAGGACCACUAUAGUGCCCUGAGGGUGCCCCCACCCUCAGGGACCCCCUCCCGCCCAGCUCUGGAAAGGGGAAAAGGGGUUAAACUUACCUUUUUCCAGCGCUGGGCGGGGAGCUCUCCUCCAAUCCUCCUUCUCUCCUCCCCGUCGGCUGAAUGCGCACGCGCGGCAAGAGCUGCGCGCGCAUUCAGCCGGUCACAUAGGAAAGCAUUCAUAAUGCUUUCCUAUGGACGCUUGUGUGCUCUCACUGUGAAAAUCACAGUGAGAAGCACGCAAGCGCCUCUAGUGGCUGUCAAUGAGACAGCCACUAGAGGAAAUAGGGGAAGGCUUAACCCAUUCAUAAACAUAGCAGUUUCUCUGAAACUGCUAUGUUUAUGAAAAAAUGGGUUAACCCUAGCUGGACCUGGCACCCGGACCACUUCAUUAAGCUGAAGUGGUCUGGGUGCCUAGAGUGGUCCUUUAAGGCCUCUCAACAGAAAGACUUUCAACAAAGAUAAACUCAACUCUGAGCUGAUAAGCAUUAUUUUAUCUGCAUUUUUUUAAAAAUGAAUAAUUGUGAUUGCUAUCAUAUAACUGUUUAGCAGGGACAGUUAGAAUUUUUAACAGCAAUUUAAAUAUAUACAGGAAUGUCCAACAUUUAGCCUCCAGCUGUUUUGGAUGGACAUUUCCCAGAAUUGUACAGUAUAUUGAUAUAUAUGGUAGAUACAUAGAUACUUUUUCUCAAAUGAGCAGGUUCCUUUUUUUGAUAAUGCUUCCAUCUAGAUGUUCUCUCUAAAAGACAGGUUUUCAUAAUGGAAAAAGCCAUAAGAGACAGAUGCUUUUUCCUAUAUAUUAUUUAUAUUAAAGGGACUCUCCAGUGCCAGGAAAACAAUUUGUUUUCCUGGCACUGCAGGUCCCCUUUCCCUCCCACCACCCAUCCCCGGUUGGUGAAGAGGUGAAAACCCCUUCAGUGACUUACCUGAGACCCCCGCCGAGUGACAGUCCCUCGGCGGUGGUUUUGGGUCGCCGCCGCUCCCCCCCUUCAUCACGUCAGCCGGCAGGGGAGAUUGAACCCGCCCACCGGCUGAGGAGCCCUAAUGCGCAUGCGCAGCAAUGCCGUGCAUGUGCAUUAGAGCUCUCCAUAGGAAAGCAUUGAAAAUGCUUUUCAAUGCUUUCCUAUGGGGAAUUGAGCAACGCUGGGGGUCCUCACACAGCGUGAGGACGUCCAGCAAUGCUCUAGCACAGAAAACCUGUGCUAUGAAGCAGGAAGUGUGUAGUGUAGACAGACACUAGAGGAGGAGUUAACCCUGCAAGGUAAUUAUUGCAGUUUAUGAUAACUGCAAUAAUUAUAGUUGCAGGGUUAAGGGUAGUGGGAGUUAGCAUCCAAUGGGCAGAAGUGGUCUGGGUGCCUGGAGUGUCCCUUUAAUUUGUUACUACCACUUUUAAAUGUGUUUAGCUGCACAUAAAUAUUUGCAGUUUCAGCUGUGAGCUAUGUGUCCUAGCUAUUAUAAUAUAUAGAACUGCUGCAAAAUUGUUGCUUAGUCUGUUUACAAUUACCCCUACACAAUCUGUCACAUUCUGUGUAAAUAAGUGAUUUUAUGAGAUCAGGUGAACGGCAUGUUAUUCUCUCUAGGAACCUGUCACUGCAUUCCAGAGAGUAACAUGAAACUAUAUAUCCCACAAGGCAUUGUGUGUGUGACCUUCCUUCCUGCCUUCUGCAAGCAGGGAAGGAAAAUGUCCAGUGCAGUAGAUUCAGGUACUGUCUGUCUCUGCAAACUAUCGCAAUUAUAGAGGAGUAGAUGCUGUAAUGUGAUUUUCUUUUUUGUGUGCACAUUUGUGCAGUUAUUUCUGCCUGUUAAACAUGGACUAGCCUGUGGUUACAAGGAAGUAAAAAUCAAGGAAUCCUGAUAUUUAUGGUUUUGUGUUCAUGUUAAAGAGACAGUCUAAGCACCAUGAAAACUUCAUGUUAAUUAAGUAAUUUGGGGGUGUAGAUGCUGCCCCUGUAGCCUUGCUGCUGUUAACUGUAGUUUUUGAGACACUGUUUUCACUUUGCAGGCUGUCAGACAGACCUCCGGUAGGUGCUUCUAAUGAUUUGCUUAUUAAAUCUAUUUGACAUUUACUGUGUGCGCAUCCAGUGCUUCUUGUUUAGAAGCAUUGGUUUCAAGGCUUAUACACAAUCAUUGGAUUGGAGAAUUGCAGCAUUUACCACACAUGCGCCGUGUGUCCCAAAUCCUUCUCUUGUUAGCAAUGGAGGAGGAACAAGCUGUAUUGAGGAAUGUGUUCUUGCACUGGAAAAUGGUUAUUUUAAUGGGUUUGUUAAUUUACUUUUAAUUAAAAGGACCACUAUAGGCACCCAGACCACUUCAGCUUAAUGAAGUGGUCUGGGUGCCAGGUCCUUCUAGGGUUAACCCUUUUUUUUUAAUAAACAUAGCAGUUUCAGAGAAACUGCUAUGUUUAUGUUAGGGUUAAUCCAGCCUCCAGUGGCUGUCUCUUGACAGCCGCUAGAGGCGCUUGCGUGCUUCUCACUGUGAAAAUCGCAGUGAGACAACGCCAGCGUCCAUAGGAAAGCAUUGUGAAUGGACUGGCUGCGCGCGGAGCUCCUGCCGCGCAUGCGCAUUCAGCCAGAGAGGAGGAGGAGAGCUCCCUGCCCGGCGCUGGAGAAAGAGGAAAGUUUAACCCCUUCCUGCCCCCCAGAGCCCGGCGGGAGGGGCACCCUGAGGGUGGGGGCACCCUCAGGGCACUAUAGUGCCAGGAAAACGAGUAUGUUUUCCUGGCACUAUAGUGGUCCUUUAAUUAGAAAAUGUACAUUAACUGGAGAAAACUUUUUUUUUUUUAUAUAUAUACUACAAAUAUGGGUCACUUCUCAACCUCUGUUUAAAAUAAAGUGUAGGAGCCAUAUAGUGUGAAGUGCUGUUAAAGAUUGAGGGGCUACUGAGCCACCAGGUCUGGUUUUACAUACACAGACAUGGAAGUUGAGAGCAACACAGCCAUUUUCGAGGAUGUGUGUUACAAAACCCCUAUUUUGCCUUCCCAGGAGCUGUUCUCUUCCUCAGUUCGGGAAUCCAGUCUAAACUUUGUUUUAUGCCUUCCUCACAUUCAGUAUUAUAAAGUACCGAACACCGACCACCCCCUGGCUCAUUAAGUUAAAAAAAAAACGCAAGAAUUAAGUGCUCUCUCUGUGUGGCCAGCGUUAGUAUAACCGAACGCCACCUGGUGGAGUAAGCGGCAGCCUUCUUGGCGCACGAAAGCAGACAGCGGGACCUGGUCGUCGAGUGUCUGAAACUCCAAGAUGGACACUCGACUGCGCAAACACCAGUGAAACUACGCGAGCGCCUGCUUCCUUUUGCGGCAAGCCAGGAGAGCGCUGUUCGGUAGGUUUGUUCAUAUGGACCCCACGAACAAAUGCUACCAAUGAGCCAGGGGAACCGUUCUCCUUUUCGGUCAUUUUGGAACUCCCGAACAUGACCGACCGUUACCUCUAAGACAAUGGAACUAUUUUGGGCAGGCGCCUCGCGAGCGUUUGGUCAAAACUCGUUCAUGGGAUCUGAGCGCUUUUCGGAUAUGUUGGGAGCUCAGAUUCAGGCUAUUGGGGGAUGUAUGAACCAUGGGAGUUCCUCUAGCUGAAAUAUGUAUUUUUUUGUGUUUUUUGUUUUUUGUUUUUUUUUAUAAUUCGUCAUUUUAUGCUUAGUCAUGGUGACAUGGCAUUUUGGGGUGUCCCUUUAUUGAAUAAAAGCAGGCCAUUGAGCCUGGAUUAAGAGGAAUGUUUUGGGGAUUGAGAGCUAUAUUCAGUACUAUAAUCACUACGGCACUUGGGAGAUUCUUUGCAGAUGUACUUAGCAGGAGUAUUGGGAUCCAUUACUUAUUUUGUCUCCAAGUCCCUUUGCCUAGACUUUGCAUUUAGGUACAUUUAUCCCAGUGCUUGUGCCAGCAAUAUCUUUAUUUAUUCCAUGGUGCAAGAUGAGGAGAGGACUAUGAACCAAUGUUUUGUUUUUUUAUGCACAAGAUUGGCAUGGGACACCAGGUUGAGUCGAAAGCAGCAACCAUGAACAUGUUGCAUGUCUUGGGUUUCAAAAAAAUGUUUGGUUACAAGGAAGUAAAAGCAACUGGUGCUCUGUGAGAUGUUUCAGUGGCACACAUUGCCUAAAAUACAGCCGUCUCAGCUUGUUCCUAUACCUAACCAGCUGCAUAUCUUGACAGUUCAUGGUUUGUAUUAGAUAAUGUGGCCUUGCUUAUUAAGGAUGGCUGAAUAGAAUCCUUACAGUAAAGGAACACUGUAGUCACCCAGUCCACUACAUCUCAAUUAUAUGAUCUGGGUGUGGUGUCCCUGUCCCCUUAGCCCUGCAAUGUAAAUCAUGGCAGUUUAUGAGAAAUUGCAAUUUUUGCAUUGCAAGGUCAAGUCCAUCUGUAGUGGCUGCCAGUAUGACAGCCACUAGAGGCGCUUUUCCUGCUCUGACAACGUAAAACUCAUAUACAGGAGAAGCCCUAUAGGAAAGCAUUGAUUCAUUGCUUUCCUAUGGGAAAGUUUGAAUGUGCACACAGGGCUCACCAUGCAUGCUCAUUAGGUCCCCAAUGCUGCUCAAUGACUCAGCUGGCGCUGGGGAGAUGAACAGGAGUAAGGGAGCCUUGGUGCUGUAAAAAGAUAAAUAUUUUAAUUUUAAUUUUAUUUUUUGCACUGAGGGUGGGGGGAGUCUGACUACAACUAGCACCACAGCGUUAGAUAUACAGAAUUGAGCUGCAUGACAGUGUGGUAAAGGAGAUCUGCUGCAAUGUGUCCAAUGUGCUGUGCUUCAGAGACUGUGUUCUCAGACCUUCUAGUGAAAUCGCUCUUAGCAAAACAUUCACAACAGAAAGAUUGUCAAUUUACAGACCUGAUACACCAGAUAUCUAUUAUCUGCUUGUAUGAAAAAAAAAUGGCAACAAAUCCGCUCCACACUAGCAAAGCCACAAAAGAGGCAUGCGAGAUGUGGGUCUACUUUCUACUCAUUUUGAAAUAACAGAAUAGACAAACUCAUAAUACCGAGUUGCGCAUGGAACACAUCGAAUUAUUGAUCAAGAACAAACCACAGCAUCCAUUACUUCACUUGGACAGUAGAUUGAAAUAAAGGAAAAUAUACAAGCACAAGGUAACUCACAUUGGGUUCUUCAGAGCCACCCACAUGAACUUAGAGACCACGCCUCCUCCCCAACACCCCUUUCCUCUUCUUUCAGUACUACCCUGUAAUAAAUUUGCUUCUUCUGUGUCUUUUUUUUUCAGUUGAUUAAAAUAAGGUUUGUAUUUUUUAUAUAUAUAUAUAUAUAUAUAUAUAUAUAUAUAUAUAUAUAUAUAUCUCUAUCUCUAUCUUCUUGGGUAAAAGGCUCGUCGGUAAGUAUUUUUUUUUUUUUACAGGUACUUAGUCAUUGUUCCCCCCCCUCACUGUUUUUAGGGUGAGGGGGGUAGGUAGGAUUUAUAAAUAAAUUUUGGGAGGGGGGUAACAUUUUUAUUUAGGGCCCCCACCCGCCGCUUAGGGGUGGGGGCCGGGGGGGGAGGACUAUAGGUCCCCCCCCUUAUUUUACUUUAGGGCCCCCACCCACCGCUCAGGGGUGGGGGCCAGGGGGAGGACAAUAAGUAUCCCUCCCACCCCCCCCCCAUUAUUUUACUUUAGGGUCCCCACCCGCUGCUCAGUAGGUUCCCCCCCUCCGCUCAGUAGGUUCCCCCCCUCCCUUAUUCUUCUUUAGGGCCCCCAUCCGCCGCUCAGGGGUGGGGGCCGGGGUGGCAAUAGGUCCCCCCUUCAGUUUAAAAGCCCCCACUCGCGUGGCUCGGGAGGGGGGACACAGUUUGUUUUUGGGUUUUUUUUAACAGUGAGCAGCCACAAGCUGCUCAUUGUUUAAUAGACAUACCCCUACUCGCAGUAUAGUGAGAAGGGUCAGAAUUUACUAAUCCUAAGUAGUUUUUACUUUGUAUUCGUAGAUUGGUCUGAAAGACCUAAAUUGGGAAUUAGGGGGUUAUCUACUUAGCGGCUGCAAGAGAACAUCCGAAGUUCCGAAUUUCAGAAUGCCGAACCAAAUAUUUUCCCCAUGCAGAUCACUAGCUGAUAUACGUCUAUAUUAACCAAAAAUACUAAUCCGCAAUCUGACUUACGGUUUCUUCAGGUUUAUUCUUAGUUACGGAUACAUAACAAAACAACAAAGGAUGUUACAGGAUAAUGGAUGUUCAACAGCAGAUGGUAAUUGCUGGACUCCUGAAGGGAUCAUUAGACUCUACAUAGUUAGACAGCCGGACAAGAAGAACAAUCUCAUGCAGCAAGCAACAGCAAGACCUCGUGGGCCUUGUCCCCUAUUCUAUAUAGCUAUGACCAUUUUGACAUCAGACCUUUUAACUAUAACCCUAGCCAUAUAAGGACAAGACCACCAAUUACCACAUUCCAGAGUUCUCAUGGUACAGCAUAGGAAAGUACCAUCUGCUCUUUUUAAUCCAUUAGACAUCAAUGCCUACUAUGAAUAUGAAUAUUGUAGAACAUGGUAAUAUUCUACAUACCCACAUUUACACCGCUGUUUAACGUCACAGAUGGGAUUUUGUCUAAAUUGGUUACUGUGUCUAAAUACCAUCAAAUGUAUAUUUACUGUACAUAACCACAGCCCUCUGGGAAAUUGGUGAUUAUAAUUGAUGGUAAUGGCUGUCUGUGAUGCAAAAACUUCAAUAAAGUGUAUUCCUCAAUUGUAUUCCUAAUGCCAUAGUGUUCCUUUAAAUGGUUUAUCGAGUUUUUAUUGCAAUUUACAUGAAACCAUUGAAUAACAUUUUUAGCUAUGAAUAAUACUCACCACGAGGAGGUGGUAGAGAACCAUGUAUCUCACACAGUUCUAGAACUCAGUUUGCAGUCCACCAGCUACAAUGGUAAACUACAAACAUUCCUAUCCCCUAAAUCAUUCCUGCUUGGAGACGAUGAUUGUAAAGAUUGUAUAGUUUCUAUUUUUAUGUUUAAUGCGAUGCCGAACUUUGCAUAUUUGUAUGUUUUUUGUAGACGCGCCUCUUUUAAAUCCAGCUAUUUCCCCUCUGGCCUGGAUGCUGGGAACCUGGGUGUCUGAACCAGCUGGGAAAGGAGAGUUUCCAACCAUUACCCCAUUCAACUACAAGGAGGAAGCGGUCAUCUCUCAUGCAGGACAACCGAUGCUGAAUUUCACGUGAGUGAAAAGUAGACUCAAGCUUUAGCUUUAACAUUAAUAGAUGAUCUCUGCAUUAAAUGUAUAUCAGAAACUAGAUUACAAAGCUGUUUCUUAUUUCUGUAAAGUAGACUGCAGAAAACAACAUUUUAAUAUCAAUGCCAAGAACAAGAUUACAACCACAUGUUCAUGGAGAACGGCCUGGGAUUCUGGUGGUUUAAAGCAAUGUUUAGCCCUCAUAUAACACCACAAUAAAUUGACUUGCUUGAUGCAUGCUGACAUUUUCCUGAUAUUUAUUUAACCACUCAUUUUAUUUUCGUGCAAAACUCUGCAUUUUUAUCUUCUGUUUUACCCAUAAUACACAGUGUAAUAGGUGCAGUGCAAUAAGUGCAUUUAAUGUCAUGUUUGCAGGAUUUGUUCGUCUAACCCUGAUACCGGGAAAGCAUUACAUAGAGAAUGUGGGUUCAUCCGAAUCAACCCUGGCACCAAUCAAGUGGCAUUUAUUUGUGCUCAGAAUAUAGGUAACCAAAGUUGUACUUUUUAUAUUCAGAGCCAGUCUUGAAGCAGCUAAGUAUUCUGUUCCUGAGUACACUGGUAUCAGGGAUUUUUUUAGGCUGUGAUAUAGGAUAUUCUGUGUUCUAUUCGGAAUCAAAGAAGAGGGAUUGUUUACAUCAGACAUCUGUUUAUCUAUCUGUAUUUAUAGAGCAAAAAUAUCCUUGAGUAAAGUGACAGAUAAUACAUGUUAACAGAGGACACUCUUGCAGUUUUUUUUGUUUGUUUUUUUAAAAUUCUUAAUUUUGUUUGUGCGUUGACAUAGAAAUAAGUAACAAUCCAUCAGUUGACAUUUUGGUACAGCGUUCAAGUUGGUUCACGGUGAUCGGGGGGAGGGUGGGGCGCGUAGUCCAGUUGAUUGGGUGCAGGGGUUGCAGGUUCUUGCCAUGUUCUGGGGAUUUAGGGGGGUAAGCGGGUGGUUUAUUCUGGGUGGGGGCGUUGGGGGGGGUGUUGCCAGUUGUGAUGGGGUCUUAUGACUUACUUAGUCUUGGAUGCUUUCGUUACUAGUGGCACUUACUUGGUCCCUUUGCUGUAGUGUGGUGUGGGCUAGGGUAGGGGGGAGAGGGCAAGAGGAGAGAGAGGAUAAUAGAGAAAAAAAAUAACAAAAAAACAGUAGAACACCCCUUUGGGAGGGGGUAGAGCACUCUUGCAGUUUUUAGUACACGUAGGGGUUAAAAUAACAUUACAGAAAACAAUCUACCACUUUUUAGAUAACAGUAUGUAGGUUCACCUUUGCUGUUAUAAAAAUAUUAUAAAAAUGAGGAGUGACAGUGCCAUUGUUAGAAUAGCUUUUGUUUGUCCUCAGGUGUUGUGGAGAUUGAGGAAGGGGAAGUGGAGGGAGAGCAGCUAACACUGACGUCACGCUCGCUCAGCAGGAUGAGUUUUGCCAAGGAACCUCAUGUCCAGCAGGUAAGAAAAGGGGAAACAAUAUCAUAUUCAGUAAACCCAAAACAGGUGCUUCUCAUUCAACGUGUUAUGUGUCAUGCAGUGCUCUACAGGUCUCUCCAAAUUCUCAGCUAGUAAUAUUUAUUAGCAAUAAUAACAAUUGAGCAGAAUAUGCAGGUCCCAAAGAGAAGGUCCUUUACAUUAUCAUCGACAUUAAAUCUAAUCUGACAAUUUACUGCUCGGCCUUCUGAUGUAUCCAACACCCUCUGCAGACAAGGUAUAUAUCCAUGCUGUAUUAACUUAUGUUUUGUGUCAUCUGCAAAGACUCACACUUGACUUUUUUUUUUAUUGAUUUAUUUUUCCUUUUCAAUACAUUUUUUUUUUAAUUAAACAUUUCAUUACACAAUACAUACAAAUUAAGGCAAACAGCACAGUAAAACGAAUUCUUGCAUAUUAUAAUAAUGAUACUUUUAUGGCAGCCAUAACUAUGGGCUCACGGAUUUGCAUGUAAAAGAAGUUAUCUGAGUUGAGAGGACAAAGUCAAACCUUAUUUUAAUGCCUGACCUGAAGAAGUGCCAAUUAUUUUAGUAGAGUGAUAUUCUAAGCCUGCAUACUGCGCUUAAAUACAUAUGUUUGCUUUUUGGACACCUUCUAUAUCAAAGUGACCCUUAGAGUAUUUGAUUGGAAGUAAUAUGUCAGCUAUUUGCUCAUUUAGUGUUGAAUUAUUGGUCUAUAUUAAUCCCACACACUAACUCAAUAGAGGUUGGGAGGUUUUAUCAGUGCUUCAUAAAUUACCUUUGUUACAGUAAAACAAGGUGCAUUAUUUGUCAACUGAUUUUACCCCCCCUUACCCACCUCAUUUUACCCAAGUUAAAGUAGACAUUGGUUAACAUAGUUAUUUGAUAGCUCCUUAAUGUCUUGCUUAGAGUCUUUGCCGUCCCAUCAGAUCUCAAGGACAUCAACACUAAUUGAAGUCUGUGAUCAUGGUUUAUGAAUGCAUAUAUUAAUGUGGUUCGUGACACUAUUUUAUUCAUUUUAUUUAUUUUAUGUGUCCAAAUCUACAGAUUUGCCGCAAGUUCUGUCUGACUGCUGAAGGGAAGCUAGAGCAGACUGUUUCCAUGGCAACAAGUACACAAUCUUUGGCUCCUCACCUACAUGUUACAUACAGAAAGCUGUCCUCAUGAAUGGUCUGGUCCAAGAUUCUUAAACAAUUCCUGUACUAGUCACAUAGCCUUAAAUUCACUGGAGGCCGAGCUCUUGUGUGUCUGCGUGUUAUAAUAAAAUUACUUAUUUUUCCAGGAAUUUGCAUACCAGGGGUAUGAUUUACUAAUCCAGUUGUUAAGCUCCUUAUUCAUAGGAUGUACUUAGAACAUUGUAGAAGUCGUGCCUGUAAAGCUUUCAGUAGACAUCUAUGCAUGGAGUUAUAUGCUGUGGUUGUUAAUCUUUUCCCUGUCCUUGCCUUUCUUGCAGUAGCCUACCUAUAGGACUAGAGCAAUGUUACAUCAUUCCCUACAUGAGGCCACCUUCCUGUUCUCUACACGUUGUUGAUUAAGACCAUUAAGAAUGAUAUACAGUUUCCUAUGGCAAACAGGGGUGUGUAAAUCAUGAUUAUAAAGCUGUGGUCACAGAUUUUUGUGGACUAUAACUCCCAUAAUCUUCUGUAAGGCUGGCAGACAAUCAUAGGUAUUGGAGACCCAGAAAUCCCAGCAGUGACUGUAGUUCAACACUGCUGUAGUGACCUCUCCUCAACAACUCCUCAUUGGGACAAGUGUGAACCUAUUUAAAAGAAAACUUAACUUAACUUCUAUAUAAAAUGUAACAUGUAAUAUUUCAGAUCUCAAUGUGGCCCUUCAUUUUGUGUGGCUAAAAUGCAAUUUACUCUCAUUUAGCAUUCUCUCUAAUUUUAUAAGGAAUGACAAUAAUUAUGACGAAAUAAAAUCCUUGCCCUACUGAAUAAAACCGAAUUAUUCUACUGCUUCCCCACUCAACAAAAAUAAACUUACCCGUGGCUUAUUUAAUCAAAAGUUAGGGAGCUCCAGAAAUAAUAAUAGGUUUGAUAGGUUCUGGAUUCAGUAUGUUUCACAACUGACUGAGAGCCAUAAGAAAUCUUUCCACUGUUCUAGAGAUCUUCAAAACAUUUCCAUAACAAAUCAAAAGCUGCUUAAUGUUUUUCCAAACCCACACUCUGGACCACCAGGGAUGAAGAUGUCUUCAGAUGACCUUCUGCACAUGCCAGAAGUUUAUUAAAUGCAAUAAUUUUUUUUCUCAUCAAGAGACCGUAAUACAGGAAUAAUAUCCAGAGAUAAUUAAACAACAGUUAUCAUAUAACAGUACAUGACUUCCCAUGGUAUCUGGUAUUAAACAUCUUAUACGAUAACAAGAACAGUGUAUGUAGCAAAUGUAUUACAGGAAAGAAAUUUGUGUAGUCAGAUUUAUCACGGUAAUAAAUGUGUGUUGCAAUGAUGAAAUUACAUAGCAAAUUGGGUUAAAGUUUGUAAUUAUCUGUAAGUAAGCCAAGAUAUCAGUAUUGCUAUAUAAAUAUUAUCUCCAAGGAGGCAUAACCAAUUCCCUCCUGUACCCUUAUUUUUUUCACUAUUGUCCUCCCACUCCUUGAUGAAAGACCGUGUCCAGUGAAAUGGAACAAGAAUGUGAUCAAACACCUCAUCAUUGAGUUUUGUUAAUGUGACAUUGAGCUUGAAGCUAUGAGACAAGAAUGAAAUUUGAGAUGCUUCAAAACCAUAGUAAGAGCUUUAUAUUGGGUGCCAGUACACUGCUGUGUUCCAGUCCACAGAUGUUAUGUUUCCAAAUCAGAG
Pelobates cultripes (western spadefoot toad) is the source of this 30681-nucleotide messenger RNA. The record is from the annotation of a GenBank genome assembly. NCBI's taxonomy places the organism in Eukaryota, Metazoa, Chordata, Amphibia, Anura, Pelobatidae.